This is a messenger RNA of Musca domestica (house fly), 7090 nucleotides long. Its product is annotated as transcriptional regulator ATRX homolog. Lineage: Eukaryota; Metazoa; Arthropoda; Insecta; Diptera; Muscidae. Bases 513 to 4856 code for a protein of 1447 amino acids. The record is from RefSeq and is a predicted model, not a curated record. The transcript is spliced from 5 exons. Gene Ontology annotation, cellular component: nucleus. Gene Ontology annotation, molecular function: ATP binding; ATP hydrolysis activity; ATP-dependent chromatin remodeler activity.
UGAACACACCUUAACAACUCUCUAUACCUGAAGCCUGUGGUUUUUGCGGCGUUCUUGCGAUAUUUUCAUCAAACAUUUGCAAAAGUUAUUAGUUUUAUAAACAAAAUUCGCAAGAAAAUCUGCCGCAUCAACAACAAUCAAAAUAUCAGGAAGAUUUUACAGUGCACAUGUUUGCAAAAAAGGGUGUACUAAUUGCUGUAGACAUCGAAAGAAUUUCUCAAAAAUAGCACAAAAAGCACUGCUAAUUCAGACCUAUUAGAUGAAAGAAAUUUGGUCGUUUUUCUUCAUGUAAAAAUCAUUGAAUGUGCAGACGCUGCUGUCUUUUUAACACGGAGAAGCUGAUCUGCAUCAAAUGAAUCGAUAAAUAAUCUAGACUAAGGAAAUCACGGCGUAUGUAAUUGGAAGUGAGGGCAGAGAAGCUUUUCUUUCAAACAAGUUGCUAUUUUUUAAACUGACUGAUUUUUAUUUUUAAUUUUAUCAAAUCUGGAUAUUUCCAUACGACAGUAAUUUAAAUGGGCAAAGGCAAAAAAGAUACAAAACCUAUUUGUCUAAGUGAACAAAAUGACGGAGACAAAUCUAUAAACGACAAGGAGAACUCAAUAGGCGCGGAAACAACGCCACAGGUCAGCCUGACUUUAAAGGUGCGGAAGGAUUUAGCAAAAGACGAGGUAUUGGAGGAUGAGAAUUCAAAUGAUAGCCAUACCAGUACAAAUUCAAAUACCAAUAAAUCAUCCACCUCCAGUACCUCAGCUACAAAAAAAGAUAACAGCACAAACGACAUAAAGUCGACGGAUGACAAGGAUUCCGCUAAAACAGAUUCUACAGAAACACAAUUCCGCAUUGCCUCCAAUAAUACAACAGAAUUUAAAUUACGCAUUGUACCUCUAGAAAAAUUGCUUGAAAGGCCUCCAACAAAAUCAACCGCAGAAUCAGUCAUUCCUUUAAACAAAACCAACAAGGAUAAGAAAAAGGAUUCGCCCAAGGAAACAAGUAGGCGUUCGUCACAAAGAAGGGCAAAACCCAUAUCAUUUAUUGAAUUAUCAGACAGCGAAGAAGAGUCUGAAUUGGUGAUUUCAUCUUCAGAAUCGGAAAGCAAUAAGAAGAGUAAAAAAUCCGAGGCUUUAAAAAAGAAAAAUACAAAAAAAGCUACUGAUUCUGACGAGGAAAAUUUAGAUUCGGAGAAAGAAUCAUCCAGCCGCGCAAGAAGCACUAAAAGUAAAACGAAUAAAAAAUCCAAAAAAUCUUCAUCUUCAGAAUCGGAAGAAGAAAAGCCUUCUGAAGAGGAAUUGAAGUCGAACAAAAAAACACCUUCUAGCGAUAAGGGAAAAACUAGUGCCGAAAAGGUUAAGAAGACCUUAGCAUCCAAAGAUAGUUCCGAAUCUGAAGACGACAGCAAGCGGACAAAUAAAUCUAAAAGAAAACGUUCAUCAGAUUCAGUUUCAGCGGGUUCUAAAAGAAAGGCGUCACAGAAAAGUAAAGAUUCGGAUACUGAAGAAGAGGAGGAACCUGUUAAAAAAUCAACAUCCAUUAAAAAGGCAAAUAAAAAAGAAAAAUCCAGGCCAAAAGAAAACACAGCACCGCCACCACCUCCCUCCUCGGUAAGGCGCUGUGUGGUACGUUUGAAACGUUGCAAGCUUUCUGAUUUCAAGGAUCUUAAGAGUACAUCGAAACGUAAAAUGAAUGGUGGUGGAUCACGUUCCGAAAAGCCCUCAACAUCAUCUGCCCGCCGAAGAAAUAUCAUAUCAGACGAAGAUUCUGAUGUUAGUUACAAAAGAUCUGGCAAUAUUGAUGAGCGUUUAGCCGACCAUGAUUACGAUGGCCAUGACUUAGACGAUGAUGACGAUAACCAGAGCCAAAAAAGUAGUGAUAGUGAAGUUAUACCAACACGUAAACGUAGAGUUUUCCAAAAAAGCAAAAAUGAAGAAUCAAAUGCCUCAGAUUCGGACUUCGAGCCCAAACGUAAAGAUAAGAAGAAAAAGCGUCGCAUUCAGCGCAAUUCAAGCGGGGAUUCAGACGACGAUGAGGAUGGAAAAAAGAAAAAUGUAAAACGUAAAGAUAUACGAAAAAUUAUUAAGAGCGAUGACCUAAAUCUAAGCACAAAAGAAGCGGCAAAGGAGGAAGAAGAGCGCCGCAAACGUAUAGAAGAACGCCAAAAGAUUUACAAUCAAAUCUAUGAAAAGCCUGAAAGUGCUGAAGUUACCGAACUUGUGCUUGACUUUGAUCCGGAUACCCAAAAGGCAAUUCUGGAGGUUGACAAAGGGUUGGUGAAGAAACUCAAACCUCAUCAAGUAACAGGUGUCAAAUUCAUGUGGGAUGCCUGCUUUGAAACUGUUAAAGAUGCCCAAGAAAAACCAGGUUCUGGUUGUAUAUUGGCGCACUGUAUGGGUCUGGGGAAAACUAUGCAAAUUUGUACGCUAUCACACACUUUGCUGGCCAAUUCCAACAAAACCAAUGUUGAGAGAGUUUUGAUCAUUUCACCCCUUAGUACACUCAAUAACUGGGCUAGGGAAUUUAAACAGUGGAUUGGCUUUACAAAGAAACGCAACAUUGAGAUCUACGACAUGUCCAAAUAUAAAGACAAAGCAACGCGAAUUUUCAAAUUAAAUGAAUGGUUUGAAGAAGGUGGUGUCUGUAUCAUGGGCUAUGAUAUGUAUCGCAUAUUGUCAAAUGAAAAAGCCAAAGGUCUGCGCAAAAAGCAACGGGAGCAGUUGCUGCAAUCACUGGUGGAUCCCGGACCUGAUAUGGUUGUUUGUGAUGAGGGGCAUUUAUUGAAGAACGAAAAGACCUCGAUUAGCAAGGCAGUGACACGCAUGCGCACAAAGAGGCGUAUUGUCCUGACCGGUACGCCUUUGCAGAAUAAUCUCAAAGAAUACUAUUGCAUGAUCCAAUUUAUCAAACCAAACCUUUUGGGCACGUACAAGGAAUAUCUAAAUCGUUUUGUAAAUCCCAUUUCGAAUGGACAGUAUACUGACUCAACAGAUCGGGACAUACGUCUAAUGAAACAUCGUUCUCAUAUCUUACACAAACUGCUUGAGGGUUGUAUUCAACGACGUGAUUAUUCGGUGCUGGCGCCGUAUUUGCCACCUAAACAUGAAUACGUGGUGUAUACCACACUCUCAGAUUUGCAACAGUUGCUCUACGAACACUACAUGGUACAUCAGCGAGAUCAAAGCACAAAUGUAGAAGGUAAAGGCGCCAAGUUGUUUCAAGAUUUCCAAGAACUGCGACGCAUAUGGACUCAUCCCAUGAAUAUGCGCAUAAACAGUGACUCUGUAAUACGAAAACGAGCAGUGGCAGAUGAAAAUGAAUCUAUAGACGAUUUCAUAUGUGAUGAUGACAACGAAGAAGAGGCUGCCUCAACAUCUGAUAGCUCAGAUGAGAACUCAAUUAAAUCGUUUGGCAGUGGUGGCGUUGGGCCAGCAACCGGAUCUGGAAAAGUUACCAGGACUCGCAACAAUCGUCGCCUUGCCAAAGAAGCGGGUGAAGAUAUUGAUAGUGAUAUUGAAGAGGUUGCGCCACCGCCACAGGAUGAUCCAUCUGAAUGGUGGAAACGUUUUGUUGCCGACAAGGAGCUAAAUAAUAUAAAUCAUUCCCCAAAGUUGGUAUUGCUAAUGCGUCUAUUGGAACAGUGUGAAGCUAUUGGCGAUAAAUUAUUGGUAUUUUCACAAUCCCUUCAAAGUUUGGAUACAAUUGAACAUUUUCUGUCGUUGGUCGAUAGUAAAACACGAGGUUACGAGUAUGAGGGUGACGUUGGAGAAUUCCGUGGCUUUUGGACCCCAGGUACAGAUUAUUUCCGUUUGGAUGGAUCAUGUUCGGUGGAAAAUCGUGAAUCAAUGUGUAAGAAAUUCAAUGAUAGUACCAAUCUACGAGCACGCCUCUUCCUAAUCUCAACACGAGCCGGUGGUCUUGGUAUCAACUUAGUAUCCGCUAAUCGUGUAGUUAUUUUUGAUGUGUCUUGGAAUCCAUCCCAUGAUACCCAAAGUAUUUUCCGUGUUUAUCGUUUUGGUCAGGACAAACCAUGUUAUAUCUAUCGAUUGAUUGCAAUGGGUACCAUGGAACAGAAACUCUACGAACGUCAAGUGGCGAAACAGGCCACCGCCAAACGUGUUAUUGAUGAACAACAAAUAUCACGUCAUUAUAAUCAAUCUGAUCUACAAGAACUCUAUACGUAUGAAUUAAAACCAAGUACUCCCCGUGAGAUACCAAUAUUGCCUAAAGAUCGACUAUUUGCUGAACUAUUGACACAACAUGAAAGUCUAUUGUUUAAAUAUCACGAACACGAUUCUUUGUUAGAGAAUGAGGAAAGUGAAAACCUAAGUGCUGAGGAGCGCAAGGCAGCAUGGUCAGAAUAUGAAGCUGAAAAGACACGUACCAUACAGACCGCUCAAUACAUGUCAUACGAUAGAACAGCAUAUGGUCAAUUUGGUAACAGUUCGGGCAGUGUUACAUCGAAUAAGAUCUUUGGUUUUCGUUCAGAUGUUCUGUUACAGUUACUCAAUUUAAAGAUAUCCAAGGAUCAUCCGGAAAUGACACAAAAUCAAGUGAUACAGGCAGUACCGACCUACUUGAAUCUACUCUAUAGUCAAAUGAACAAUGGUGAUCCCACAAUGUAUAAAGAUUUGUUGGCAAUACAUGCAACUCUGGCACAUCCCAGUGGCAUGUAUAUGAAUCCAUUGUUGUAUGUUAAUCAAAAUCCCUUGGCAGCAGGUUAUUAUCAAGCAGGAACAGCACCACCUGCAGCAGCUAAUGGUGCAGUGGUUGUUGGUGGCCCUGCCACUGCCGUGGCACAACCCGCAACAACAAAUCCAGCACCAUCUGUUGGUUUUGAUCCAAAUGAAGUUUAUGAAAUUGAUUAAUUAGAAAGUAAUUCUCUGCUGUCCGGAGAAAAACCAUUAAAUAAGUAACACUAUUUUAGACUAGGGAACAGUUUAUUGACUUUUUAAGGAGAACGAGAAAAUAUUAAUUUUUAUAAGUUUUCAGUUUUGAUUUCUAUUAUUAUUCAUUACAAUUUCAUGUUGUUUUCCUGUUUCCCAAAAAAAGAGAAAAAGUAAUUCCUUCCACACAAAAAAGUUCCCAUUAAUAUGUGAUUAUUUUUAUAUAUAUGUAUUUUUCUGAUAUAAAAAACAAGAUUCGUAGGCAAGGGUGAAGAGAUUAAACGAUUCGAUUUAAACAUUUGUUUAGAUUUACAAAUUUGAUUAGAAUUAUGCCAAUCCUCUUAAAUUGUACAUCCUUCAUUUUAGAGGGAAUAUCUGAAAGGUCUUAUGAUUUGAUCUACACAUGUUUUUUUUAAACGAAAAAUCAAAUGUUAAUUGGUUAGACAUUAAGUUGCAUCUAAUAAGAAAAACUAGAAAAGUGUAAACACGUUUUUCAAUGUACCUAAAUUCCCAGAGCAAAUUGAAUUUAUUACUUAUUGGUUGUUGGAAUCAAAUUUUUAAGUUAUAUUAAAUGUGUAUUAAAAUCUUAUUCUAAUUUAAAAUAAUUUUUGUUUGAAUAAUUUCGUUUAAUCUCUGCAUUCAGUAUAUAGUUAUUUUUCAUUUUAGAUUCCCUCUUCCUUUUGUUCUAUAAAGGCCUUAUUUUUCUAACUUAAUUUUUCAGUUUGGCGUCACUAAUUGCCUUUUCAGAGAAAACGUUUUUUGAAGAAUUUCAAAUAGAAUUCGAAAAUUGAUAAUAAUUACUUUUGAAAUUGUUUUGAGAUUUGAUAAAAGAAGUGUGAUUGUAUAUUUGAAAAUAUUUUCAAUUAAAUAUUUUUAGCGAACAGACCCAUAAUCAGAUAUGCUUUUAUCAAAUAUUUUUUAGAUAUAUUGCAGGAGCCAUUUAGAACUUUCUUUUCCAAAGUUUGCAGCCAAGUGUUAUGAAACAAAAAGGUGGCUCAAGCAAACAUUUUACUUUGGGAUAAGAGAAUACACGGGAACAAUGAUUAAGUACAACAUGUACAUGAAGAUGUUUCCAGAAGACUAUCUUGCCGAACUUCCAACAAUUUGUUAACUUUGGAAAUCCCCUUUCUGAAAUUCCAACAACUUUAAGACACAAAAAUGUUUUUGUUAGAUUUUUUUUUCAGUUUUAAUGAAAUUCAUUCUUGUUUAGAUUCUUGAAUGCUUUUAGAUUUUCUCUUGGCGUUUUACAAAAUAUCGUUAUCGCAUAUUUUGUUUAAAAAAUAUUUCAAUAUCAAGCCAAAUUUACUCUGCAAACAAUCAUUAAGGUAGCCAAUAAUUGAAAAUCUAAGAAAUAUUUCAAUUAAAAGCGAUUUAAAUGAAACAAUUCAAAAAAUGUACCUCUGAAAAGGUAUGUAUCAUUUCAUAGUAUUUUUCACAAUUCACCCUUAACCCAAUCGAUCUUUUUUAUCAUUACACCGAUCUAUCAUCAAUCAUUUAACACACACACAAAAAUUAAACAUAUUCAUAAAAUAAGUAACAUAACUGAUUUUACUUAUAUUAAAAUAACCAACAGUUUUUUUUAAGUUGACCUUUUUUAGAAGCUAAUCUCUGUUUCAUAUAGCAGUAGUGAUAUCUUUAAUGUAUACCUAUAUUUAUAAAUAUAUAUAUUUUUGUUUAUAUAUGAUUACCUUUGAUUACACAUUAAAAAAGAGAAGAAAAACAAAAAACAAAAGAAGAGAAAAAUCUCUUUAAAAUAAUAUUAAUUUAAUCUCGUGUUUUAAGCAAAACUAAAAACAAACAAAAAAGAAACUUUAAAUCAUAAACUAAACAUAAUAUACCCAGGAACAACCAACAACAUAAAUCCAAAAUAGUAAAGCGAUGUGUCCUUCAAAAGGGAUGAAGAAAUUAUAAUAAUAAUAAAAUAUUAACACUGAAGCUAUUAACAAAUGAUUUAGUUCACCUCUUAAGAAAAUAAGUUAUAUAUAUAAAUAUACAUGAAAUGCAACAAUAACAAUAUAUAAACAUAACACUGAUAUCACACACACACAUCCAAAAGAAAUACACUUAUAAAUUAUUUUAAAGACCGAAUAAAAUGGAAAAAUUAAAAUAAUAUUAAAGGAAUUCACGAAAAACAAAAUAAGCGAAUAAAAACAAAACACCCCCAUAACAAAGCGACACCAGAAUCAUUUAGAAAUAAUAAAACAAGACAUAUAAAA